ACGCACGUGCACACGGUGGGCAGGGAGAAAACGAGCGAGAGUCUGAGUGCUGGGCUCUUUUUAGCGAUGGCUUCUGCUCUCAACAGCAAAAUUAACCCUCCCGGGACUUGCCAGGGCUCCAAAGCCGACGGUGGCGCCGGCUGGAGAAUGGACUGUGAUCCUGAGAUGCACGUGAAAAUGUGCAAGAAGAUCGCCCAGCUCACCAAGGUGAUUUAUGCCCUGAACACCCGCCAGGAUGAGGCCGAGGCCAGCAUGGAGGCGCUGCGGGAAGCGCACCAGGAGGAGCUCCAGAGUGCGGUAGCAGAGACCAAGGCCAGGCUCCUGCAGGAACAGGGCUGCGCAGAGGAGGAGGCCCUUCUCCAGCGCAUCCAGGCCCUGGAGAGCGCCCUGGAGCUGCAGAAGAGGCUGACGCAGGAGGCGCUGGCUGAGUCGGCCUCGUGCAGGCUGGAGACGAAGGAGAGAGAGCUGAGGGUGGAGGCGGAGCACGCCGAGCGAGUCCUCACGCUCUCCAGGGAAAUGCUGGAGCUCAAGGCUGACUACGAGAGGAGGCUCCAGCACCUGACGAGCCACGAGGCCACCCCGCGGGGCCGGCUGCCUCAGGAGAGCCCUGAAACCAAGUCAGAGCCAGGCCAGGGCCCGGAGAUGCAGGAGGUCCUGCUAGAGGUGCAGCGGCUGCGAGUGGAGAACCAGCAGCUGAGCAAGGACUACGCCCGCAAGGCCGAGGAGUUGCAGGCCACCUACGAGAGGGAAAACGAGGCCAUCCGGCAGGCCAUGCAGCAGUCGGUGAGCCAGGCCCUGUGGCAGUGGCAGGAGAAGGAGUCGGACCUCCGCAAGAACUUCCAGGUCCAGGAGUCGGCCCUGCAGGCUCAGGUCCGGAAGCUGGAAGGAGACCUGGAGCACAGAGGCCGCAAGAUAAGUGACCUAAAGAAGUACGCCCAGAAGCUGAAGGAGAGGAUUCAGGACCUGGAUGUGCAGCUUAAGGAGGCUCGACAGGAGAAUUCAGAGUUGAAAGGCACUGCAAAAAAACUUGGGGAGAAGCUGGCUGUUGCCAAAGACAGAAUGAUGCUGCAGGAGUGUCGUGGGACACAGCAGACAGAUGCCAUGAAGACUGAGCUAGUUUCAGAGAACGAAGUCCUGGGGGAAGAGAAUGACUUGGAAGCCGGCAGUCUUAAUCCUCAGCAGGAUCAAAGCUGUCUCAAGGAGUGCCCUUGCAUGAAAGGAGGCACAGAUAUGCAGACCAAGAAAGAGGCAAGUGCUGACACAGAAUAUAUGAAGCAACAGUAUGAAGAAGACCUUCGUAAAAUCAAACAUCAGACAGAAGAGGAGAAGAAGCAUCUCAAAGACCAGCUAGUGAAGCGACUGGAAGACUUGGUAAAGAAGCACACUGUGGAAAUCAAAUCCGUUCGCUCAUCCGUGGAGGCUGAAAGAAAGAAACUGCAGAAGGAAGUAGAAGCACAGUUGGAGGAAGUGAGGAAGAAAUCAGAAAAGGAGAUAAAGCAGCUGGAAGAAGAGAAAUCAGCCCUCAAUGUGAAGCUCCAGAAUUCUCUGCUCGAGGUUUUAAGGCUGGAAGAAUUUAUCCAACAAAAUAAGACACGCCCCACAAGAGCUGAGGAAAGGCCCCAGGAAUUAGGCCGCCAGCACUGCAGCAUUCUGGAGACCCAGGAUCCAUGCUUAAAGCUGGAUGAAACUUCGCCGAGAGGAGAGGAGUAUCAAGAUAAGUUAGCAGCUGAAGAAGGAACCAGCAGUGAUGAAGAAGAAAGGACCAAAGUGCUUCUGAAGGAGGGAAGUGACCCACAACCUCCACUGGGCUCUUUGUUGAAGGAGAAAAGAUCCGAAAUCCAGCGUCUAGAGGACUGGCAAAGCCAGAAGGCCAAACUGCAAGCCCAGGUCUCACAGAUGCAGCAGGCUCUGGAGCAGUGCACCAGCAACUACAGGGAGGACCUGCAGGCGCUCAAGCAGCUCUCGGACCUGGAGAGGGAGAAGCUGCAGCGUGAGCUCCAGGAGAACACUCAGCAGAACCAGGCUGUGAGAGCCCAGCUCGAGGCUUCCCACCAGAGAGCCCUGCGCAUGCUGGAAAAGGCCAGACAUCAGGAACUCAAGGCCACAGAGGAACGCUUGAAGAAGGAAUCCAGCCACAGCCUCCAGAUCCAACACCAGGCACACCGGCUGGAGCUCCAGGCCUUGGAGGAAAAGGCCAGGCAAGAGCUGCAGGAGGAGCGUGAGAGGAUGCAGGCACAGCAGGACUUGCUGCUAGAGUCUCUCAGACAGGAGCUGUCGGAGCAGCAAGCUGCCUGUUCUGGGCACCAGAAGGACCUGGAGGCACUGCAGGCCGAGCUGAGGGCUCUGGGCAGACAGCAAGCCAGCAGCCAGUGUCCAGGAGACAGCAAGGAUCACAUAAUUGCCACAGAGGAGCGGGGCGGCCCGGGCCAGGCCGGCUCCCCACCGGGCGCUGCUGGGCAGGGUUCCGGCGAGGGAUGCGGGCUCUGGGAGGAGAACGCGCAGCUCCAGGACGCGGUGCGGCGGCUGCGCGCGGAGGUGGAGCAGCAUCAGCAGGAGGCGCAGCAGCUCCGCGACCAGCGCAGGUUGCUGGAGGAGACUCAGCAAACCCAGCACGCCAGGGAGGUGGAGACACUCCGCCAGGAACACCGGAAGGAGAUGCAGGCCAUGGUGGCAGAUUUCAGUAGUGCCCAGGCCCAGCUCCAGGCCCGGCUGGCUGCCCUGGAAGCCGAGCUGAAAGAUUCCGGAGAGAAGCCAGGGAAGGGAGCGUCCAGGCCUGAGGACCUUCAGCUCAUAGGCCGCCUGCAGACCCGCCUGAAGGAGAGAGAGGACAUCAUCAAGCAGCUCACGGAAGAGAGAAGAUUUCACUAUGCAGCAUUCCCCAGUGCCAUGUCCCACCGGAAUCGGUCUUUCUCUUUCAAUCCUCACCCGGGAUAUUUGACCCCUUCCAUGAAGAAAAAGAAGGUGGAGGACGUGCCCAGCCGCGUGGUCAGCGUGCCAAACCUCGCCUCCUAUGCAAAGAACUUUCUGAGUGGCGAUCUGAGUUCCAGGAUUAAUGCCCCUCCAAUAACUAAGUCACCCAGCUUGGACCCAAGCCCCAGCUGUGGCCGGACCUACAAACCCAACCAGUCUACAGAUGCAAAAACUGCCACAAGGACCCCAGAUGGUGAAACGGCCCAAGCCAAAGAAGCCCAGCAGAAACAGGGCUCUCCGCACCAGGAAUGGUUCACCAAGUACUUUUCUUUCUAAGCUAACCUUUGGGAUACAUCACAGAGGAUACUUGAAAAACAUUUCUUUUAAAUCAUCUGAUUGAAGGAAUGAACUAACACCAACCAACCAAAUAAUAUGCUUGUAAGAUGAUUUAUAUAUGAUAGCUAAAACAAAUUUUGGCAUUAACACUUCAUACUGUUCUGCCAGGAACAGUGGCUCACGCCUGUAAUCCCAGCACUUUGGGAGGCAGAUGGAUCGCUUGAGUCCAGGAAUUUGAGACUAGCCUGGGCAAUAUGGAGAAACCCCAUCUCUACAAAAUAUACAAAAAUUAGCCAG
Nomascus leucogenys (northern white-cheeked gibbon) is the source of this 3543-nucleotide messenger RNA. It is a transcript of the gene FAM184B, whose product is annotated as family with sequence similarity 184 member B. The record is from RefSeq and is a predicted model, not a curated record. NCBI's taxonomy places the organism in Eukaryota, Metazoa, Chordata, Mammalia, Primates, Hylobatidae.